Molecule: messenger RNA, 1099 nt
Organism: Lycium barbarum (goji berry)
Lineage: Eukaryota; Viridiplantae; Streptophyta; Magnoliopsida; Solanales; Solanaceae
Exons: 4
Coding region: 296-946 (216 amino acids)
Source: RefSeq, a predicted model, not a curated record
CAAUUGGUCUGUUUUAUAUAAAUUAAACCUUUUGUUUUCUCAGUGCUCAUCAUUCGGUUCAGUGCAAGCAAGACGCGGGACACUUGUUAUUUCAACACCAAAAGUUGAUCGAUCAUUUAAUAAAGCACUACCAUGUUAUUUCUUAGAAGUGAAGUGUCUUAUAGUACCGAUGUUGGACACUACAAUUAACCAUAAACAUCACUAUCACUUCUAUCUUUUGUUUCCACAUCAUCUCUUCACAAUAAAAAGGCCAAAAAUCUGAAACCAGAUAGAAAUUAAAUAUCUAUUUCAAGAAAUGGAGCUCUGGAAAUCCAUUGUGUUGUUUAAUUCUGUUUUAAUAUUUAUUGGUUGUGUGAGUUCACUUCCAUCCAAGCAAGAUGGGUUCUGGUACGAUAACAGAAUGGACAAAACAGAAUCAAUAUUAAUCGAGGCCUUCUUUGAUCCAGUGUGCCCUGACAGUAGAGAUUCAUGGCCCCCCCUCAAGCUAGCUCUCCAGCACUACGGUUCUCGUGUCUCUCUCGUUGUUCAUCCCUUCCCUUUACCUUACCAUGAUAAUGCAUUUAUUACCUCGCGAGCGCUGCAUAUUAUCAAUAAGUUGAAUACUUCUGCCACAUACAGAUUACUGGAAUCUUUCUUUGAUCAACAGGAUAAGUUUUAUGGCAAAGCAACUUUCAACUUGUCCAAAGCAUCUGUUGUAGAUAAAGUUGCAAAAUUUACAUACAAUGCAAUCGGGAUUUCGAAUUAUGCUGCUGUAAAGGAUGGAUUUACUGACCGCAAAACCGAUCAAGCAACUAGAAUGUCCUUCAAGUAUGGUUGUGUGAAAGGCGUAUAUGGGACACCUUUUUUCUUCGUAAAUGGGUUUCCACUGCCUGAUGCUGGCUCACCAUUGGACUACAAAAAAUGGAGAAAUACACUUGAUCCAUUGUUUUCACCAGAGGACAAAUGAAGAACUGAAACUUUGCAUUUCUUCUUGUGAAUCACUGAUCUUUAAGUCUUUAGUUGUAUUUGUAGCCUCAUCACCUUAUAUCUGAGCUAGAGAGACACACUUUUAACUCUUAUGUUUACAGAUAUAAUGACAAUAAUUUAUUGCUUCUCUAUA